AUGAAGGAGUUCGCACCUCUCAAAAAUGACAGGCUCCUUCGAGCUGCUCGUGGCGAGAAAGUCGACAGACCACCAAUAUGGGUAAUGCGACAAGCUGGCCGCUAUCUACCGGAAUACCAUGAAGCAAAAGGAAAACAUGACUUCUUCGAAUGCUGCCGGUCUCCGGAGAUCGCAUCAACUCUGACCCUGCAACCGAUCGAUCGAUACGCCGGUCUUAUAGACGCCGCUAUCAUCUUUUCUGACAUUCUGGUCAUCCCACAGGCUUUGGGAAUGGACGUCAAGAUGGUGGACGGGAUUGGUCCCAAAUUCCCGAACCCCCUGCGCUCACCUUCGGAUCCGCAGUAUGAAGAGAUAGUCAAGCGUGAGGUAGAUGUAGCUAAAGAGCUCGGCUACGUAUACAAAGCAAUAACGUUGACAAGAACGAAACUUGCCGGUCGGGUCCCUUUGUUUGGGUUCUGCGGAGCGCCGUGGACUUUACUUUGCUACAUGGUAGAAGGCGGAGGCACGAAGCUUUUCAGGGAAGCGAAGACCUGGGUUUUCAAACAUGGCAAGGAGAGUCAGAUACUGUUGAAGAAGAUCUCCGAAGUCUGCAUCGAACAUCUUGCGUUGCAAGUGGCCGCGGGAGCACAGAUUGUCCAGGUCUUCGAUUCAUGGGCCGGUGAGCUUUCACCGUCCUCGUUCAAGGAAUUCGCCCUGCCGUGGCUACGAUAUAUCGCCGAGCAACUGCCCAAGCGUCUUCAAGAGAUGGGCGAAGACGUCGUCCCUAUGGUUGUCUUUGCCAAAGGAGCAUGGUAUGCUCUGGACGAAUUGGCUGAUACUCCUUACGAUGUGGUCGGUCUCGACUGGUUGCAUGAUCCGAAAGAGGCGGUCAAGACGGCAAGGGGACGGGUCACCUUGCAAGGCAAUGCCGAUCCUGGGGUGCUCUAUGGCAGCCAUGAGUCUAUCACCGCGGUCGCUGAACGCAUGGUCCAAGGAUUCGGUGGAGGGAAAGAACGUUGGAUCGUCAAUCUUGGGCAUGGGAUCACACCAGGAGUCAACCCUGAUGAUCUGAAAUUCUUCUUCGAAGAAAUUCACAGACUCACCGCUUGA
Messenger RNA from Exophiala aquamarina CBS 119918, 1089 nucleotides. Its product is annotated as uroporphyrinogen decarboxylase. Gene Ontology annotation, cellular component: cytosol. Gene Ontology annotation, molecular function: uroporphyrinogen decarboxylase activity. The record is from RefSeq and is a predicted model, not a curated record. Lineage: Eukaryota; Fungi; Ascomycota; Eurotiomycetes; Chaetothyriales; Herpotrichiellaceae. The coding region runs from base 1 to 1089 and encodes 362 amino acids. The transcript is spliced from 3 exons. Gene Ontology annotation, biological process: heme biosynthetic process.